Messenger RNA from Rotaria sp. Silwood1, 1323 nucleotides. The record is from the annotation of a GenBank genome assembly. Lineage: Eukaryota; Metazoa; Rotifera; Eurotatoria; Philodinida; Philodinidae.
AUGCGUGAAAUUGUGAAUAUCUCUAUUGGACAAUGUGGUAAUCAGAUUGCAGGAAAAUUUUGGGAAGUUGUUGCUGAUGAGCAUGGCCUUUCUCCACUUGGUGUCUAUGGUGGCGAUUCCGAUUUGCAACUUGAACGAAUCAAUGUCUACUUUAACGAAGCAACAGGUGGUAAAUACGUUCCACGAGCAAUUUUAUGUGAUCUCGAAGUAGGUACAAUCGAUAGUAUACGUGCUUCACCCUAUGGUCAAAUGUUUCGACCAGAUAAUUUUAUAUUCGGUUCAUCUGGGGCAGGCAAUAACUGGGCUAAAGGUUAUUAUGGUGAAGGAGCUGAAAUAAUUGAUUAUAUAUUAGAUACUGUUCGUCGAGAAGUAGAAAAUACGGAUUGUCUACAAGGCUUUCAAAUAAUGCAAAGUAUUGGUGGUGGAUCAGGUUCUGGACUUGGUUCACUUGUAUUAAAUCGUCUACGUGAGGAAUAUCCUGAUCGAAUGAUGGUUGGUUAUAGUGUUUUUCCAUCACCUCAAGUAUCUGAAUCUAUUGUUGAACCAUAUAAUGCUAUGCUUGCUGUUCAACAUCAUAUUGAUUCAACUGAUAUGCUUAUAUGUUUUGAUAAUGAAGCUCUUUAUGAUAUUUGUACUCGAUCACUUAAAAUUUCUUUUCCUACAAUGACUGAUCUCAAUCAUCUUAUUGCUAUAACUAUGUCAGGUCUUACAACGUGUCUUCGUUUUCCUGGUCAAUUAAAUGCUGAUUUAAGAAAAUUAGCUGUUAAUAUGGUUCCAUUUCCACGUUUACAUUUUUUUAUGCCAUCUUUUGCUCCAUUAAUAUCACGAAGUGGUCAAACAUAUCGAGCAAUGUCUGUACUUGAAUUAGUUCAUCAAGUAUUUAAUCCUCGGAAUUUAAUGUGUGCUGUUGAUCCAAGACAAGGGCGAUAUCUUACUGUUGCACUUGUUUUUCGUGGUCGUUUAUCAAUGCGUGAAAUCGAUGAACAAAUGUUACACGUACAAAAUCGUAAUGCACAAUAUUUUAUUGAAUGGAUACCAAAUAAUGUUAAAACAGCUGUAUGUGAUAUUCCACCAAAAGGAUGUCGAAUGUCUUGUACUUUUCUUGCAAAUAAUACGGCUAUUGAACAAUUGUUUAAAAAAAUUUGUCAACAAUUUUGUGCUAUGUAUAAACGAAAAGCAUUUAUACAUUGGUAUACAGCUGAAGGAAUGGAUGAAAUCGAAUUUACUGAUGCUGAAGCUAGUUUAAAUGACAUUAUUAGUGAAUAUCAACAAAUUAGUAAUUAUGAACCUGUAGAUCAAAUGGUUGAUUCUUUGUCCAAAUAA